Lizanozyma spartinae is the source of this 834-nucleotide messenger RNA. Its product is annotated as enoyl-CoA hydratase/isomerase family protein. Bases 1 to 834 code for a protein of 277 amino acids. NCBI's taxonomy places the organism in Eukaryota, Fungi, Ascomycota, Pichiomycetes, Serinales, Debaryomycetaceae. The record is from RefSeq and is a predicted model, not a curated record. Gene Ontology annotation, biological process: fatty acid beta-oxidation. The transcript has a single exon. Gene Ontology annotation, cellular component: peroxisomal matrix.
AUGUCUGAAGGAAAGGAUAUUCUUUAUGAGGUCAGAGGUAAAGUGGCCAUCAUCACAUUAAAUUCCCCCGAAGAACGGAAUAGUUUGAGCAUGAAACAAUACUAUUUGUUGGGGAAACUAAUGGAGAAAGCCGAUAAAGACCCUAACACCGUGGUAACCAUAUUUCAAUCUACUGGUAAAUACUUUAGUACUGGAGCAAGUACAAAUGACGAUGAUUUCAACGAAUUGGGUGAAACUGAUCCAAGUAGACAAAGUGAAGAUUUUUGGAUGCGUCAUUUCUUAGCUCGUAAUGUUUGGCUUACAGAUAUUUUUCAUAAUCAUUCUAAAGUCUUGGUUGGUGCAUUGAAUGGUCCAGUUAUUGGAUUAUCUACAGGGCUAUUUUCCCAUUGUGAUUUGAUAUAUGCAAUGGAUACCUCUAAAGUUUAUUUGUUAGCUCCAUUUGCUAACUUGGGUUUGGUUGGUGAAGGUGCAGCUUGUGCUACGUUAUUCUUGAGAUUGGGAUGGUCUAAAGCUUCCGAAGCUCUUUUAUUUUCCAGACCAAUUAGAGGACCGGAUUUAAAGGCUUUAGGAUUUAUCAACCAAAGUUUUGAUGGUCAGUUCAAUUCGACGGAAGAGUUCAAUGAGGGAAUCUAUAAACAAGUGAUUGAACAGUUUGAUCAUUUGUAUCCACCUUCCAUUCUUGCCAAUAAAAAAUUACUCAGAGAUUGUAGAGAUAAGUUGAUCAAUGACAUCAGUGUCAAGGAAGCAGUCACAGGAUUGCAUAGAUGGACUAAUGGUAUACCACAAGAUCGGUUUUUUCAAUUGGUGACUGGUCAAAUCAGACAUAAGCUAUAG